AAAAAAUCCUUAUCAUUAUUUGAAACUAUGAUUCGUAAAAUAAGGGAGAAGGGAAAGGCCUGGUGCCAUUUGCCUCCAUGUGUGUAGGAGGAGCAAUAGCAAUCGGUGUAUAUAAAGAAGAGUCGCUAGCUCGCAUAUCAACAUUCAACAUGAAGCUCCUGAUUUUAUUAUUGGUGGUUGCCGUAUCUGCUGCCCCACAGGGGUACAACCUAGCCACUCCUUCUGGCCCAUCCUUUAACGCCGGGGGUUGUGGCGGUGGACAAGUUCGACACGUGGAUGGCAGCUGUGUCACACCUCAAGUAAACAGUCGUGUGUUCUUGUAUGAUGUGCCGGCAAAUCAAGCUUCGUCCAGUGGGCCAGCGUACGUUCCAAAACCUAAACUUGAACGCAAUAUUGUUUUCGUGAGACUUCCAGAAGGUGGUCAAGGACCCGAACCCAUCGUCGUUCCUCCUCCGAGGCAACAACACGUUUUGUUCGUACUUAACAAGCAGUCUGAACAAGGUCAGCAAGUGAUCGAGGUGCCAGCUCCACCACCUUCGGAUCCCGAAGUGUUCUUCGUGAACUACGCAGAAGGAGAGAACCCGACUCUUCCUGGUGGAGUAGACCUCCAAACGGCGCUGAGUGCUGCUUCUCAAGGUGGCGGUCAAGUCGUAGGAGGUGGUGGCAGUGGAGGUUCUGGUGGCGGCUUCGGAGGCGGAUUUGGAGGUGGAUUUGGAGGCGGCAGUGGAGGUGGAUUUGGAGGCGGCAGUGGAGGUGGAUUUGGAGGCGGCAGUGGAGGUGGAUUUGGAGGAGGAAUUGGAGGCGGCAGUGGAGGUGGAUCCGGUGGUGGAAGGCCUUCCACUCUAUACAGUGCACCAUAAACAGCAAAUAUAUUCUGUGAUUUAAAAUAAGUUGAUCCUAGAAAAUAAGAAGAUUUAGAUUUUGUUAUUAUUCAUCAAUAAAUACAUGAGUAUAUACAAAGAA
Messenger RNA from Penaeus monodon (black tiger shrimp), 963 nucleotides. RefSeq names its product ATP-dependent RNA helicase A-like. Bases 78 to 860 code for a protein of 260 amino acids. The record is from RefSeq and is a predicted model, not a curated record. NCBI's taxonomy places the organism in Eukaryota, Metazoa, Arthropoda, Malacostraca, Decapoda, Penaeidae. The transcript has 2 exons.